This is a messenger RNA of Capsicum annuum, 5576 nucleotides long. RefSeq names its product pentatricopeptide repeat-containing protein At3g54980, mitochondrial. Gene Ontology annotation, molecular function: protein binding. NCBI's taxonomy places the organism in Eukaryota, Viridiplantae, Streptophyta, Magnoliopsida, Solanales, Solanaceae. The record is from RefSeq and is a predicted model, not a curated record.
CAUCUGGGAUAAGAUGGUUGAUAAUGGAGUUUUACCUAGUAUAACUUCGUACAACAAUAUGAUUCUCGGAAAUUGCAGAAAUGGGAAUAUGGACAGAGCAUUGAAGUUGUUCUCAGAGUUGCCAAAAAGGAAUUUGAAAGCUAAUGUUAUAACGUAUAGCAUUUUGAUUGACGGGUAUUUUAGAAAAGGUGACGGUGAUAAAGCUGAGAAUAUGUUUAAUCAAAUGUCCUCUUCAGGAAUUUUCCCUACUGACUACACAUUCAAUACCGUGAUCAGUGGUAUGUCUAAGGUUGGCAAAACAUCGGAGGCAAAAGAUUUGCUUAAGCAGAUUGUGGCAGGAGGUCUCCUCCUUCCAACAUGCAUGUCUUACAAUAGCCUAAUCGAUGGAUUUUUGAAGGAAGAUGAUGUCAACUCAGCAUUGACUGUUUAUAGAGAGAUGUGUGAUAGUGGGAUUUCCCCAGAUGUUGUCACUUACACAACUUUGAUUGAUGGGUUCUGCAAAAGCAAUAACAUUGAUCUAGCUUUAAAAAUGCUGAAUGAGAUGAGAAAUAGAGAAAUUAAGUUAGAUGUCAUUGCAUAUGCUGUUCUUAUAGAUGGCUUUUGCAAAAGAAGAGACAUGAAAAGUGCUUCCGAACUUUUUGAUGAAAUCCUUCAAGUUGGUCUCUCUCCUAACCAGUUUGUUUAUAACAGCAUGCUAAGUGGGCUUAGAAAUGUAAAUAAUAUGGAAGAAGCACUAGUCUUGCGUGAUAGGAUGAUCAGUGAAGGUGUUUCAUGUGAUCUGGAAACAUACACCACAUUGAUUGAUGGGCUUUUGAAAGAUGGAAAAAUAGUUCUGGCAUCUGAUUUGUUCACUGAGAUGCUUGGAAAGGGUAUAAUGCCUGAUGACAUCACAUAUACUGUUCUUGUACAGGGUCUUUGCAAUAAAGGUCAGGUUGAGAAUGCAUACAAUAUCUUAGAGGAGAUGUGUAAAAAGAGUAUAACUCCUAGUGUUCUGAUUUAUAAUACACUGAUUGCUGGAUACUUCAAGGAUGGAAAUUUGCAAGAGGCGUUUAGGUUGCAUGAUGAGAUGCUUGACAAAGGUCUUAUGCCUGAUGAUACGACCUAUGAUAUUCUUAUAAGUGGAAAGUUGAAGGAGAAUAGUUUGGAUCUUGGUAUUUCAAUGCCGCAAUGAACCAGAUAUCCUCUAGCAAUUUGUUGACGAGACUGCUGUCUGCAAGGUUGACAGCUUUAGUGCAUGGGGUCCAAUGAAAUGAGAGCUUCGUCACCUCGAGUCCCUCGAAGAGCACCCACAUGCAGACCAAAGGCUUUGGAAAGAAGAGCAUAGAAAGAACUGGGAAAAGCAAAGGCAGUUAUAGUUGGAGGGAGCAUAGCAGGUAUGUUGUGCACAUGCUCUCGUUAGAGCAGAUUGGGAUGUUGUAGUUCUUGAGAAAACUCCAACACCUCCAACUUGUAGUCCCACUGGUGCUGGCCUUGGACUUGACCCUCUGUCUCACAAAAUCAUUGAAUCUUGGCUUCAACAUGGGCCUCAACUCCUUCAACAAACCACCUUUCCUCUUUCAAUAGAUCAAGUAAGUUCAAUUUAUUUUAAUUGAAUUAUAUACUUUUAUUUGAUGGUUUUAUGUCAAACCAAAUUUUUAACUAUUAUUAAAUGUUUCUUUUACUAUAUACUUAUGCAUUAUACUCCUUAACUCCUGCAAGAAAAAUCCUAAAAUGAUGAUUAUUAGUAGCGUAGUCAACACUAUUAGCUAUAAAUUAUUCUUCUCCUUUUGACUCAUUUAUCCGAAACUAUUUGACAUUGUAUGGAAUUUAAGAUUGUUAAUUUGUCUAGUCUUUUAAAUGUUUAAUGGUAGUGUGCCUAGUGUUGUUAAUCCUUCCCAUCAAAGUUGCAGCAAAUGGUUUCAGACUUAGUUUUGUACUGGGAUAUGAACUUAGGAUUUCCAUGUUAUUGCUCCUAAAGCCUCAAUAAUCAGCCCUCCCUUUUGUUAUCUGGCUAGUGAAAGGUGAUAUUUCAAUAAUUAACACGUCAGGUCAUGAGAAAAUCAUCGUACUGUAUGCCCCUCUAUUUGCUCGUCUUUAUAGUUUGGAAGGGUAAAAACUAGAAGCUGUAGUAUGGUACUCUUUCAAGAAGUGAUGAAUAACGUCUUAUGAACUUUAAACUGAUCAUUGAUGAGUAUCUCUUGGUGUUUCCUUAGCAUCAAGUUGUUCAUCAUUUGGCGGCACUACAGUGUCCAACACUCACAACAAAAGUGCCUUUUCAGUAUAAGUUCGGCCUUUUCGGCACCACAGUGUCCUACAUUUCCCUUACCAUUAUUAUUUCUUGAACAUUUGAUUCUGCAAUCUUAUGGGCGCCACAAUAUAGUCUCACCUCUAAAUAAGUACAAGAGAAAUCGGUAGAGUAUCUCUUAGAGUUCAGCUAAUUUGUGAAUACUUGUAGGAACAAUUUCUUUUUUAUUUAUCCAGGGAUUUGGAACAUGAUCGGAAGGUAGGACAUCAGUUCACCAGUUUCAAAAAAAAAGGUAGGACAAUGAGUUAAGCAUUAGCGAACAUGAGGGACCAUAUAUAGCUUUCGCACCAUGAUUUGAAAGAUAUAUUCCUAAUCUGAUUUUCUCUUGCCCACGGAGUCACGGAUAAUAUGUGUAAAUUUAGAGUUAAAUGUUGACAUUGAAGUGAGGUAGUGGCAUGUUUAAUGUCUAUCUGCGUUCAAGAUCCACAUGAAAUCAUCAUAAUUCUUCCUUCAUUGGGAAGCCAUGGAAGCUACUCAGUGAUCAAUGAUGGACCAGAAUUUUGCACAAGCGGGUUCAGUUGGAGAAAAUAGUAGUCGACAGUACAGGAAGAAUCAGGCACUUUAGCUUACUAUUUGCACAUCCACACUUCUUGGGUGCAUAUGGUUCGCCCCUUAUAAUGAUGUGUCUAAUAUAGUUGUCAGUAGCUAGUUAGUUGCAAAUUUGGUAUUCUUCAAUUUUGAUUUUCAUCCAUCCUCAUUCCUGAACUUAUGGUCAACUACAGAACCAGGAAACAGAUGGAGAAACAAAAGUGAGGCGGACAUUAGCGGGGGAUGAAAAUUUCAAUUUCAGAGCAGCUUAUUGGGCUGAUCUCCAUAACCUUUUGUAUGGUGCACUACCAGUAGAUAUUGUUUUAUGGGGUUAUUUGUCCCUCUCCUUUUCCAUGUACGAUGAUAAAUCAAAAGUGAAAGUCGAAGCUAAAGUUCUUGAAACAGGUGUUACAAUUGACAUUGUUGCUGAUUUGCUUAUUGCUGCUGAUGGUUGUCUGUCUUCAAUCAGACAAAGUUUCUUUCCAGACCUUAAACUGAAGUUAGUAUAUGAAGUCAAUGAAUGUUCUUCUUUUCCCCGCUUUUAAUCAAGGAAAUGCAAAAGGUUUGGUGUUUUUAGUAACUCCUAUUUUCUGGUUGAUAUUCAGGUUACUGUGUGUGGCUUGGGUCUACUAUACAGGGGAAUGGUGAGAUUGAUGAGGAUGUCUCUAAACGUAUUAGAGCAGGUUGGAUGAAGUGGAGGCUCGCCUCGGGAGUGUUGCGUGAUAAGAAGGUGCCCCUUAAGCUUAAAGGUAAAUUCUAUGGAGUGGCAGUCCGUCCGGCCAUGUUGUAUGGAGCGGAGUGUUGGCCGGUCAAGCACUCCCACAUCCAAAAAUUGAAAGUGGCGGAAAUGAGAAUGUAACGUUGGAUGUAUGGGCUUACUAGAGGGGACAGAGUUAGGAAUGAGGUUAUCCGGGAGAAGGUGGGAGUGGCUUCGGUGGAGGACAACAUGCGGGAAGGAACGCUGAGAUGGUUUGAGCAUGUGAUGAGGAGGGGCGCGGAUGCCCCAGUUCGUAGGUGUGAGAGGCUAGCUUUGGAUGAUUUUAGGAGGAGAAGAGGUAGGCCGAAGAAAUACUAGAGGGAGGUGAUUAGGCUUGACAUGGAGCAGCUUCAGCUUACUGAGGACAUGACCCUAGAUAGGAAGGUGUGGAGGUCGUGGAUAAGGGUAGAAGGCUAGUGUGAGUGUGUGGGUUGUAGCAGGCAGUCAGGAGAGAUCUUGUGUAGCCGGGUUCGUAACCCUAGGACUGUGUACGUAGGUGUCGUUGGUAUGUGAGGGUAUGUUACUACUAGGUGGGGGGCCUAUUUCUUAUUUCUUAGUUCCUAUUUUCUUAUUUAGUGUUGCCUUUAUUUCUUGUAUUUCGUUUUUUCUCUGGUUUCAUUUAUAUUAUUUCUUAUUCCUGAUUCCGUUGUGUCAUCCAUCCUCCUUGUUUAUUAUUCUUUAUCUUGAGCAGGGGGUCUAUCGGAAACAACCUCUCUACUUCUUCGGAGGUAGCGGUAUGGACUGCGUACAUCUUAUCCUCCCAUCCUCCCCAGACCCCACUUUGUGGGAAUACACUGGGUUUGUUGUUGUUGUGGUUGUUGUUGUAUUCAGGUUACUGUGCGUGGAGAGGGGUUCUUGAUAUUUCCAAUAAGGAACACUCAGAAGCCAUUAUCAGCCUUAAGAAAUUGUAUCCAGAUCUUGGGAAAUGCCUGGAAUUUGACCUGAGCUCUGGAACUCUUAGUGUAUUGUAUGAGUUAUUGAACCAUAGGUUCAAUUGGAUAUGGUACAUUAACCAGCCUGAACCAAACCUCAAGGGAAUUCUUUGAGAAUGAAGGUUAGCAAAAACUUGGUUCAAAACAUGCAUGAAGAAGCUGAGAAGACUUGGGUUCCUGAAUUGGUCAGGGUAAUUAAAGAAAUUCAGGAACCUUUCCUAAAUGUGAUAUAUGAUUGUGAUCCUCUGGAGCAGAUUUUCUGGGACAAAGUGUUGAUUGGAGAUGCAAGCUCAUCCUACUACUCCUUAUAGUGUGAGAAGUACAACAACAACAACAAACCCAGUGUAUUCACACCUAGUGGGGUCUGGAGGGUAAGAUGUAUGCAGUCCAUACCACUACUUCAGGAGAAGUAGAAAGGCUAUUUCCGAUAGACCCCCGGCUCAAGGCAAGGAGAUAGAUAUUGGAUGCAGCUGUUUUAGGCAAAUGCCUAGAGAAGUGGGAAUUGGAAAAUAUGAUAUCUGCCUUUGAAGAAUAUCAGUCCAAUAGGGUGCCAGUUACUACGGAGCAGGUUCUAUAUUCAAGGAGACUAGGUCGCAUGAAACAAGGUUUUAUCACUUUCAGACCGUCUGUCCUUUUAUCCAAAAGGUGCAAGUCCAGAAGAUUGUAAAGAGCUUCAGCAAAAUAACAUGCCUCAUUUCUACAAUAUUCCUUCGUUACCAAGUAAUAUCACUGGUUUCUAUACUUGUCUGGUUACUAAAGCAUUGUUGGAUGCGUAAUUGAGACAAGCAUUUCGUGUAUAUGCCCAUUUUGCAAAUGAUUGUAUUCUGGUGCAUCCAAAAUAUAACAGGCAGAGUAGUGGUUGUAUCAGCAUACAAUUCAUGACCUCAUGAAUGUAGUAUAGUGAAAAUGUAGUUCAUAGUAUUUGACAGUAAAGAUAUUUCUGUCAUUGCUUAUUCUCGUGUUUAAAGGAAUAACACUAUUGACACAGAAUUAUUGUGGUUACUUCUAUAUAAAAUUCAUGACAUCUUGACAUCAUGUAUGAUAUGAAGUGCAAAUGAAGUUGAUUUUCUUGAUA